This is a messenger RNA of Bursaphelenchus xylophilus (pine wood nematode), 1466 nucleotides long. The record is from the annotation of a GenBank genome assembly. Lineage: Eukaryota; Metazoa; Nematoda; Chromadorea; Rhabditida; Aphelenchoididae.
AUGGUAGAUUGUCAAAUUAGUUAUAACGUAAGUGUAAUUUAGUCAAACUUUAUGAGUUUAGUCAAUCAUGAAUGGAACACCAAAGAAAAAUGGGACUGAUCGACGAACCACCCUGUCCGCUGAAAACGUUGGCUCCGUCCGAGCGGUGAAGGCUUUCUUUGACCAUACGGCCAAGAUCAAUCAUAUGAAUAUGACGGAUGACGGGAAAAUGCUCGUCGCAUCUUCAGAAGCCGACUCAAUAGUCUUAUACGACUGUGUACAGGGCUGCAGUUCCAAUACAGUCUAUAGUAAGAAGUAUGGAUGCAGUUUGGUUCAUUUUGUCCGAGGUACCAAUAAUGUGAUUCAUUCAUCGGUCAAGGUAGAUAGUAAGUGUUUGUUUUUCAACUUAUUGAAAAUUUAGAUACUAUUCGGUAUUUGUCGCUCAACACCAACCAGUAUGUCAGAUAUUUCCAAGGUCAUGAGAAGCUAGUGACAACAAUAAAGAUCUCCCCAACAGAAGAAGUUUUUCUCUCUGGGGCUCAGGAUAACACCAUGAGAGUGUGGGAUAUGCGCGUUCAAUGUGCUCAAGGCAUGAUGAAGACUGAAGCAUGUCCAGUAACAGCAUUUGAUCCGAGUGGACGAGUAUUUGUCGUGGGCACUAAUAGUAGUCGAUUGGACUUCUACGAUCUCCGAACGUUUGAUGUCCGACCAUUUGCAAGUUUUGAAUACGAGCCGAUAAAUGGCAAUUGGACGGAUGUAACGUUUUCCCCUGAUGGUCUGAGCCUUUUGGUUAUGACAAAUGGGACGGAACUCAUGCUAUUGGACACUUUCUCCGGAAAAGUGCAACAUAAAUUGAGUGGACACCAUAAUUAUAAUGUAAGUCAUAGGAGUAUCCAGAUUUGAGUGGGAUAAGUUGAGGAAAUGAUGGUUGAGGCAUCUUAAUUGUGUGUUUGAUGUUUUUCCAUGAUUUUUGGGGUUCGACAAUGAUGAAGAAGCGAUCUUGAUGGCUGUUGAAGUCCAAGAUAUAAGUAUUUAAAGUGCUUAUUAUUGAACUUCCAUACGUGUGAUUUACCAAGAACGGAUAUCUGAGUCUUAUCCCAAAAUCUGUCUAAAUUUUCAAAUUUUAUUCAAUAAAUUAUACUAGUAAAAUUCAAAUCCGUCUUGAUAAUACCGAAAGUUUUAGAGCGAACCCUUAACAGCAACGUUCUCACCAUGCUCAAACUUUGUGUUUUGCGGUGGAGACGGAGGAUACCUGACAGGUUGGCAAAGAGAAACAGGCCAACCAGUUUACCAAAAAGGAUCUUCCGACCACACGGACACGAUAAAUCAUGUUGUUUUUAAUCCGACGUACCUCCAGAUUGCUACAGCAUCCUCUCAAAUCGUAAGUCGCUUCCGUUUUUCUGAGUGGAAUAUAAAGUUUACCUUGUAAAAUACAGUGUUGACCUAAUCCCCCAUAAUUUCAGAGGUUAUGGACCCCAGUGCGCUAA